AUGCUUCGACAACCUCUGAGGAACGAUUUGAGGCCUUUGAGCUUCAAAUCGCUCUGUCGGAGGUCUUUUCUCUUGACACCCGUCCUUCCCCGAUACCUGAGCGACUGGAAGUCCAAUCGAGCCCAACGCUACACUUUCGAUAAACCUAAUCCCCACCGAAAACGCGAACCCCGUGACCGACAGAAAUAUGGAGGGUCGAAGGUCACACUAGAUGUGAAUUCCCUGGGUCAGCCAGGACAAAUCGUUGUCGUUCCUGGGCGUGGCCGUCGAAGGUUGAACCGCAACCGCAACCGCAGUCCCAAUAAAGACCGCAGUACGAUCAGUUCCAUGCUGGAUGAUCUUGACGACGAGAACUCAGACCCCACGACUGAAACAGUCCAAAGAGGAAUUGAUACGAGCCGCGGACCACAUCAACCAGGAGAUACGUUGGCGACUGGCGAAUUCAAAGCCCUUUGCUCCAACCUUUCAUCAUCCUUCACCUAUAGGCAACUUUCCGAAUAUGUUUCGGACCAACAAGGCAAUACUGUGGAACUCAAGGGGAAAAAUUGGACAUGGAGGCCGUCUGACAAAAUAUCGGAAACGGAAGGACCCAAGGGGUCCCAGGGGAAAGCUCGGCUCGCAGAAAGGAUUGUUCGAGAUUGCUGGCAGUUGGUGGUUCCAGCGGAGCGGGGACAGAUGGAGUUCCAUCUAAAGCCUGAGUUUAUGUCCUUGCUGCUUCAUGCUGAACAUUUCUCUUUCCAUGAGCUGGCCAGUCUCCAUGGAUGCACUAUUAAUGUGACACGAUCUGCUUGUCGAGUGACAAUCUCUGGCAAGCGGAUCGCUUGCGAGUCUGUCCAUGAGAUUAUUUAUGAUGCUACCGCCAGAACUCGCGAAGAGGAUGUUGGCAUCAGCCCAUAUACUCUCGGGGAUGGUAUUAAUCAGGUUUUCACGGCCGACUUUUUGGAGUGGAUCAACACGACAUACGGGGUUUAUGUGGAAUAUAAGGCAUACCGAACCCCAGAGAAAAUCUAUUACCUGGCCGAGAACAAGAUGGGAGCGAACAAUGCCCGAAGGGCCUUGAACUUGGCGAUCACCAACUCAACACCCCCAUCAACACAUUUCUCCACAUACCUACCGGCUUCCGAGCUAGCUAGUGUCUACAGCUACAGACCGGAAGAAAAUGCUUCAUGGUUUGACCGACAGAAGCCGUGGUUCCGAUGGGCCAUGUCUUCUAGUCAAAGCGCGGAAGCAGAAACUCUCGAGACUCCUUUCUUUGAUAAGCAUCAAACACGUCUAUCUGAUGAGCUGCUGAAACUACUCAGAGAUACCACACCCUUAGAGACCAACCUGCAAGUCACGCCUGGCCUACAGGAAUCUGUGACGGCCGAGGUCGGGAGGUGCCUUUUUAUGCAAAAGUCCUCCUUUGAGGAGACAACGAUGAGUCCAGCGCAAUUGGGAAGACUGUCUCUUCCGCGGACUUUCACCAACGACAUUCCUUUGGUCUCCAAGUUCCUCGAUUCCCUUUCGCCCUUCUCGCAAAAGAACGAGUCAGAGCUAUAUCGAAUUCGGUUGACCCCAGCUGCUGAUGCGGGCACUUUCCCUGAACUUGAAAUAGGGGUGGCCAUCAAGAACCAGAAUGGUACCCAAACUUCAGAUAACGCUUUCGAAAUCCAGAGCGUAAAGGCUAUUCUCGCCACCAAUGCCGUUGACUACCUUCUCCCAGAAAAUGGUUUGGAUCUGCGAUUUACACGAACCAUUUCUCAGGAUCUCUUGCACGAAGGUUCUCAUUCAUCAGGCCUCGAAGCGAUGCUGCAGAGUAUCAAGCAAUCCCUCCAGGGCUCAUUUUUGGCCGGUGGUGUUUCGCGUGGCCCUCUCUUGCCGUUCUGCAAUAUCUCUAUUCCCAAUGGUGUCCAAAAGGUCGUCCGAUCAUCCCACAAAGCGACACCAAAUAAGUUGCGGGAGAGUGAAUCCCCGGAGAAUAAUGUCACUGCUGAAUAUAUGUUCCCACCUAUCAGUGACGUCCGGGGUACUGCCGUCCAAACAUACGAAUUCGGUGACCGACAGCUUGAGUACCGUCAUUAUGAGAGUGGUCCGUUGCUCGCUGCUCGUUCGAACGAGAUUUCUCUUACCACACAGAUUCCUCAUGCCGAUUCGACUUCCGAAAAUGGCCAAGCCCAAGAGCUUGUUCAUCAUGAGUUCCAUUCGUUCUACAACACAGCAUGUGACAUGGCCUUCAAAGUCCACGGGAGCAGAUACAUGGAUUAG
Messenger RNA from Penicillium canescens, 2244 nucleotides. Its product is annotated as putative respiratory complex assembly protein Rmp1. NCBI's taxonomy places the organism in Eukaryota, Fungi, Ascomycota, Eurotiomycetes, Eurotiales, Aspergillaceae. The record is from RefSeq and is a predicted model, not a curated record. The transcript has a single exon. Bases 1 to 2244 code for a protein of 747 amino acids.